AUGGCUCUUUCUGAAGACGACAUAAAGCUGCAAGGAUGCUUGAAAGCAGUUGUAGAUGUUGUACAUACUACGAUAAAAGAAGUUCAGGAUCAAAUCCAGCGAGACACACCUUCUGGCACACAAUUAACAGAUUAUCCACUAGAUAUCAAUAUACAUGCAUUUUCAUUAAACCCUGAAGAGGAAAGUAUAAUGGAAAAGUUUCAGAUGAGACUGGAAAAUGAAUUAAACGAUAAGCUUUCAUCGUUAUCCCAACUUCAUCGCAAGUAUUUGCUUGAGUUGUUGCAUGAAUACAAGUAUGAUUACAGCAGUCGAAAAUUUAUGAUUCCAUUCAAUAGAGAUAUACUCGAACCGUUUAUGCAAGAAUUAGAAGGAACACUCGCUUCGAUUGAAGCUUUUCAAGCUGCGUUUAAUGGAAAACAGGCAAAAGUAGAAGAGUUUAUUGAAAAAUAUCCAAUAUUCAAAAACAGAUCAGGUCUUUGGGGUACAACUCUUUUGUAUUCAGCGGCCAGGAACAAUCAUUUACAAGUCGUCGAAUAUCUCAUUCGACAAGGUGGCUGUUCCAUCGAUGCUCCAAAUCAGCAUCAUAUUCUACAAAUAUUACCAGGCUAUGAAGCAGCAGACGACGAAUUCGGCGCUUCUCCAACAGCUGCUUCAACAGCUUUACAUGGAGCUUGUUAUAAUGGACAUAUGGAGAUGGUUAAGUUUUUGGUUCAACAUGGAGCUAAUUAUUUUGCAAAAAAUCAAGCCUUAGAAACGCCUAUUAUGAAUGCUGAAUUAAAACCAGAUAUUCUGAAUUUUUUUCGAGAGUAUCUUAUCCUAGGUUAUUCAUUGAGUACAAAUGUUCUCCCGAAUCAGCCGAUCUCUGAAGAAAAGAGAAAAGUAAUAGUCGACUGUAUCUGGGAGUAUAAAUCGUUCGACCAACAAAAUUGGUAUCCUUUUUCGUCUGGGGAAUCUGGUGAACUGCACACCAAUCUUCUCAUGAAGCCGGAUCAAUCUUUCAAAUACGAAGUUCAUCUGAAAGUACGCUCUGGUGUUUACAGUGUUUCCAUGGCCAAAUUUCUACGAUCUGGGAAGGAUCUUGAUUACACUCAGAGAUUAGCUUGGGUAAGAUGUCGCGGUUCAUCGGUUUUGAAUUACGAUUGUUAUGCACUGUGGCAAAUUAUGUUCGUCAAAAAUCCCAAUGCAAUAACCCAGCCAUCUGUGGAAACGCUACGUAUACCCGUUAGCUACGAUAGUACAUUUCAGGUACGACUCGAUACGUGGUACCAUUGUAAUGCUAAAACCAAUGAUCAAAUAGAAAAGGCUAUGGAUUAUCGACGUACAUUUAUCAAUCUAGAUGUUGAUUAUGUCUGUAGCGAUGAGUUGAUAUUCAAUCUACAAAAUUUUUCCUUUCAAAAUCGUCAAAACACAAUUUCGGGUUACAUCCGAUGGAUACCAAAAAUGAUAUCAAAUAAUGAACGAAAUAAGAACAAAAUAUUAAGUGAUAAUGAAUAUGAGCUAGUAAAUCCUGAAGAUAUGAUCCCUCUGACAAGAACUCGACUACAACAAAUUAUGAAUGGAAGCCAUCCUGAUUCAGCCAUAGGUGAAGACGAGCUAGAUAGCAAUGUGGAUGAAGAUGUUUCAGUUGAAAAUGAUGGCGAUGAGAUUGAUGAUGAUGUUGAUGACUUUCAAGGCUGGAAGAAGAAGAAGCCAUGUUCCAAUAUAGCAGACGUAUUUUCUCUUCAUGAUAUAACAAAUAAUAAGCCAGGCUGUGCUGAGAGUUCAAUCAAUAACGAAGGUGCUUUACAAUCUGAACCAAGGUCAUUUACAUCUACAACAUUGACAUCAGUCACUGACAAAGAUGAUGAGACAACAGAGAAAACAAUUGAUGAAUGUAUUAAUGAAAUAGUAGCCAAAACUCGUCUUCCGCAACAAGUUUGCCCAAUUGAAGAAUCAAAGACUCAUGAAGAUCCUGCAGUCUUAGCUGCUGAGAAGAAAGAAUUGGAAGAAUUACGACAGAGGAACCAAGCGCUUGAAACUGAUCUUGAAGCUACACGAAUGAAAGUUGAACGACAAAUGCAACAUGGUAAUGAAGAGUCAGCUGAAUAUCGACGAACUGUGCAAGAAAUGUUUGUCCUCAUAGACAACAUGGAGGAGCAACAACGUAAGAAUCGUGAGAAAGAAGAAAAGCUUCAGCAAAAAUCCUCCAACAUCAAAGAGCAAUCAUACCCUGAUAUUCAAGUAGAAGUUGUAAAUAAUUUUUUGACUCCCAAAUAUAAGUUCAUUAUUGAUCAUUUACGCAGUAAAACACCAACCUUAGAUGAAUAUUUUGUCGGUAGAGUACCGAAAAUGGAAUUUCAAAAUCAAAAUGGUCAUGAUUCUUAUGCAGUCAAUAUCACGGGCUUUCAAGAGCACCACGGGGAAUUCAAAAAUAUUCUAAAACGAAUAUGGUCUCUUUUGAAUGUGAUUCAAUCAGCGAAAGACUUCUAUAAGCGAUAUUUGAAUCGUAUCAUGAAAAAAUUUACCAACCAUAUUCUACCUGAUGUGAAACUGAAAACGCGCUAUUGGAAAGAAUAUUUAAAGUUGUUCAUUCAAGUACUUGAGAAAAGAAUUGUUGAGUACGCGAUAAGCUUUAACGAACAUAUUACUGAACAAAUCCACGUUGAGGCUGAUAACACGAUAAAUGGUACACAAGAGUCGUCGUGGGUAGUGAUACGUAAGCAAACAAAUGAUUUUAUGCAGAAAAAUGACUUUAUGAAUGAAAUCGAAGACAUGAAACGUAAAGCAUUAGAGGACUUCAUCGAACAGAAUAUUAUGAUACAAAAAGCAAAAUUAGUCAAGUCUCCAUCGACAAAGUCCAUUACUGUAAUGCAACAUUUUCUUGAAAAAGUUCGAAAAGAAUUCAAAACAAAUAAGAGAUAUUUUGGUCACGAAUCACAACAUUUUAAUUUGAUACCGAAUAUUUUGGAGAGAUUGAUGGUCUACUAUAACUGUUUCAAAAUACAACUACCGCUGUUCGAGUCAUCACAGGAUUUAUUGGACAAGAUUGAAGAAAACUCCGUAACCACUAUAGCCACAUCAACUGGAUCAGGAAAGUCAACCCUACUACCGGCGUUGCUAAUCGCAGAAGGAUAUGACAAAGUAAUUGUUACGCAACCUCGUCGUUUACCAUGCCAGCUAAUAGCCAAACGAGUCAAUGAAACUAUGGAAACAGAGAACGGUGCGAAUUCUGAAAAAAUAGCCGGAUGGGCUGUAAGUGGCCGAGAAAAAAAUUCACAAGCAAAAGUACUCUACGUAACGGACGGUCUUCUUAAGGAACGCUUGCUUUAUGAUAAAAGUUUCAUUACUCCUCAUACAAAGUUAAAUAAGUCUGUUGUCUUCUUUAUUGACGAAGUUCAUGAGCGCUCAGUAAAUAUUGAUCUUUGCUUAGCGCUCUUAGCUCAACUAUUCAGAAACAAACCAGAACUCAAAUCCAAAAUGAAAAUAAUCAUUUCUUCUGCAACAUUAGAUUCAUCGGUGCCAAAUCUUUUUCGUAAAAUUCCUCAAGUUAGCUUAGCUGAGUUUAUUAUGCCACAGAUGGGUACUCUAUUUCGAGUUCAAAAGAUUGACCGUCCAAACGAAAACAUUCUGGAUAUUGUGCAAGAAUUAUGCCAAAAACGGCAACGACAUGAUCAAAUUCUAUGUUUCGUUAGUUCGGUGACUGAAGUCAAUCAAUGCUGUCGUAUACUUAAAGAGAUUAGUCGAGGAAUGCUCAUAGCGGAACCACUCGUUCAAUCACAACAUCCUGAUGUUCAACAAAAGAAUAUUGAACAUGGAACCAUCUUCUUCUCUACGACGGUCGCUGAAACAUCUUUGACUUUUCCUUCUCUAAAAUAUGUCGUAGACAGUGGCAUGAUUAAUAUGCCUGCCUAUGAUAUCGAUUUGAAGCGAACCGUAUUGAAGGAAGUUCGAGCAGCGGAGUCCACGUUAAAACAACGACUGGGGCGUUUAGGCAGAACACAACCUGGAGAAUACUAUUCGGUGUACAGUUUCAAAGUCGAUGAUCUCAAAUAUCCGAAACCUCAAAUAUGCCAAACGGAUUUAAUGAAUCUUGAAUUUUCAUUGAGGAAAUCACCAUUAAAGGGGGGACUCAAUUACAUUCGAGAGUUUUUACCUAAUGAACCAUCGCAGCAAGCAAUUACUUCGGGAAUUCAGGAACUGAAACGAUUGGGUAUUAUGGAAGGAAACGGAGCAAAUGAAAGGCUCACGAAAUCUGGUGAAGUGCUCAGUGGAUUGCCUGAUUUUGGUUCUUUGUCGAUGUCAAAAGCUGUCUUGGCCGCUCUCCGUGAAUAUCACUGUGGACGUGAUCUGAUUGCUUUGUCAUCUAUUCUCGGUGUAUUAAAUACGACUACUUUUUUUAAAGCGUUGCCACAACAGUUCAAGAGUGUCGAUGGUGACUUUAUGACGCUGUUAAAUGUAAUGAACAAUAUACUUCUAUUGAAAGGAUCUGUUCCAGCAAAUCAAUUCAAUUUAGAUGAAGUUUGUCAAAAGAGAGGUCUUUCUGGUGUCAAACAUAUUAUUGCACAAGCAAUGAGACGUUACACAACUUUAGAAGAGUCAUUUAAAAGGUCGCCCGAGUUCAGCAAACAAGCACAAUGGACAUCUGGAGAUUGGACACGAAUUGCUCGAGCUCUGCUUACUGGUUAUGGAGAUAAUGUUUUUGUUUCAAUGAAAGAAUUGAAAGAUCGUGUUCAUCGGUUUGUACGCUAUAGUAAUCCUGAUGAAAUUGCAGUACUAGACUUACAGUCAACGUUGACUCGUUCGAUCAGUGCUACACCUGUCUCUAUUGUUUUGGCGAGGGAUAUUCGUCACUCAACAGCUAUUCGAGCAACAGCUAUUCUUUCAUUCAUCGGUGCGAUAAAGACCGAUUGGCUUGAAUUUUCAACGAAGCGUCAGAUCGUUCUUUCAAACGAAGAAGAAGCUUAUUUGAACGCAAACAACAGAUUUAGUACCACUCAAUCUACAUUCUCAAAUAAAAUUAAUAUGCAAAUGAGCGGCGGAACGUUGCUGCUUACCGGUCCAACAGGAACUGUUCUCAAUGCUGAAUUGCAUCUGCGACAGCAACUGGUAGACGAAAUGCAAUUUUCUUUGACAACUGGAACUACAGUGACAACGGAACCCAAUAGCAAUAUGGCUAUAAAUCUACAAAGUGUCACAAAAAUGACACAAAUUUUUAAUCCUCUAAAAUGGCGAUGGGAGACUCAGAAACAAGUAGAAAUCACUAUCAAUGGCAAUACGGCAACGAAAAUUUGUGAUAUUACAGUGAAAGGAAGAGAUUCAGACAAUAAGAAAGUGAAAAAGGAAUUUGACUCUUUCAUGAGAUGGCUAAAAAAUUGUGUAGUAAUCAGACAUCCAAGUGCAGGUGUUCCUCCACGAAUACUUCGUCCACAAAUGCGUAAAAACUGUCGGGAUAUUGAAGAACGGAUAGCUCGCGUUACUGACAGCAAUCGAACAUUAAUAGAUUUAUACAACAGUGUCAAGAGUUCAAAAGCAACACGUGAAACGCGCAUGGAGGCUGUCGGCUGGAUUGCUGUGUGUAAAUUUAAUUGCAAAGUAGAAGGUGGCUUUGUUCGUGAUUGGAUUGUUGGCCAUUACUCAGCGAAACCUGCUGGAAAAACAAAUCCUAAAGACUGGAUUGAAGAUGCAAAUGAACAUCCAUAUAGUAACAGACAGCUUAUUCCAUAUAUGAACAAAGAGCUUGUGCCGGCUGACUUAGAUUGUCACUUACCUUCUCAUGCAUAUUUCGAUAUUGAUAAAUUUGAGGAUGAACUUUAUAAGUUAGGUAUAUCGUGUCAUAUCGUGCGAGAAGAUUGGCGAUAUGUAUUACUGCUUGAUGAGAAUGCCAAAACUGGCCCAUUUACUAUGGAUCUAAUUGAGCCACACGUAGCAUUAACUCAUGAUCGUAUUGAUUUUGAUGUCAGCAAUCUUUCACUGGAAAAAGAUUACACUCAUGAGUUAGGCAUGCGUAUUGAUAUUGAACAAAAGCCUUACUGUAUCGAUCUGGAAUCGAUUGUUGAUAACAUUAAAAACAAACGCUUUCGAAUUCUUCGUCCGAUUGAUGAUUUUUUGCGACGUCGCAUUGAUAAGAUGCAAAGAUUGCGUGGUUGGACUCAAACAGGAGAACCGCUUUCGGUAAUUCCAUCACCAGCCGCAAAACACUAUGUGGUAUUGGUUUCACUACCAUCAACGUCGACCCUAUACACUGCAGUUGCCACCGAAAUCAGAAAGAUCUCUGGAGCACAAAUUGUGUCCAUAGAAGAAAUUAAAAAUCCAUUUUUGGAAGAGACAUACGAAGGAAUGAAAAAACUUAUUGGUAAACAAUGCAAAAAUGGUGAUCCAAAUGAACAAUUGCUGUUUCAUGGAACGAAAGCAGCCGGAAUCGAGGGAAUCCCAGAAAAUGGUUACGAUGAUCGACACUUUGUUGCUACUGGAGCAUGGGGCCAUGGUGCAUAUUUUGCUGAUGAUCCUCAGAAAUCGAACAAUUACACAGAAGCAAACCCAACAAAUCAAAGGCGUGUAAUCUUCUAUAGCAAAGUUCUGUUAGGUAAUAUAUCAGUUCAGAACGUAGCCAAUCAAACUAUAGUAGCGGCUCCUCUUGGCUUUCAUUCGGUUCAAGGAACAGCAUUUACAUACAAAGAAUACAUCAUUUAUCGCUAUGGCCAAGCACUACCAUACUUGAAAAUUAUCUAUAAAGUCUAA
Molecule: messenger RNA, 6717 nt
Organism: Rotaria socialis
Lineage: Eukaryota; Metazoa; Rotifera; Eurotatoria; Philodinida; Philodinidae
Source: the annotation of a GenBank genome assembly